AAUUAGACACAGUAUUAAAUAAAAUUAUGUGUAGUUGUAUAAUGGAUUAAGUAUAAUUAUAUAUUUUUUAAAUAUAAUGUUAUAUACUUAAAUAUGAUUACACAUAAAAAUUUUUUACUGGAUGAUUACGUAGAUUUAGAAUGGGCGAUCGGCCUGCAACGCAGUAUGUUGAAAAUUGUGGGCUUAUGGCCGCAACAGAGUCAAGAUCAACAUAAAGAAUUCUUUUCAAAGUUUUGGAUGUUAUUUAAUGCUACGAUAAUAAUUUUCGUAUUGGCUAUACCUGCUUUAAUAGAACUGAUAAAAGUAUGGGGUGACAUGAUACAGAUAACGGAAAAUUUACAAUUUACCUUGCCUAUUUUGACAACGACAAUUAAAAUCUUCAUUAUGUGGUACAAAAAAGGAGAUUUAUCGAUGUUGAUUAACAUGAUUGUGAAAGACUGGAUGCGAAUAAAAAUGAAUGAAGAGCGAAAAAUUAUGCUUAAGAAUGCCAGGAUUACUCGCUUACUCGUCAAAGGCGGAAUACUGAUUUCAGUUGUCGCAGGGUUCACCAAAAUCAGCGCUACACUUUUUAAACAAUACUUCGGGCAUGUGAGAAAUCUCACUAAUCUUGAAAGAUCUUUACCCAUGCCUGUAUAUUACUGGUACGAUGUAUAUAGUAGCCCGAAAUACGAGCUGACAUAUCUGACACAAAUAAUCGCGAUGUUUGGAUGCGGUAUUGCUUACAUCGCAACCGACAACUUCUUUGGAUUACUGAUCUUGCAUGUGUGUGGUCAGAUGGAGAAUCUGCAUCUGCGAUUAUUACAUCGGGGAAGGAUCGAGAUUUCAGAGCAGUUUUAAAAUACAACGUUAAAGACCACAUCCGUUUAAUCAGGUUCUCAAGAAAGAAAGUUAUAUUCAAAUAUGAAUUGGUUGGAUUUAAUUUUUUCUUUAAAGAAAUUUAUUAAAAAUGUACUACCAAAGAUUUAAUUACUAAAAGUACACGGUAUAUUUUUGUUUUCUUUUAACUUCCAAAUUUUUUAAAAAAUGUAUCCCGAAUGCAGUAUUUUUAAUAUUUUUUAUAAUUUCAAGAAAACAUUUUAUUGUAUUAGUGUUAUCUGCUAUAUCUAUUUUAUAUCAUAUCUAAAUUGCAGAUCUGUAGAAGCCAUUGAUGACUCUUUCAAUUUAUUGCUGCUUGGUGUAAUGGGCUUCUUUAGCAUAACAAUCAGUCUUGUUGGAUUUUUAAUAGUUAAUGUAAGUAAAAGUAAUAAUUUAUUUGUUUGUAUAACUUAUAUUACUAAAGUAUAUGUUAAUAUCUUAUUCAGAUGUUUUUCCUUCGCUAUCAUAAUUAUCUGAUUUCUAUACUAUAAUACAUUUUAAAACAUAAUGUACUUAAUUUACGUUAGUUUAGGCUACUGAUCAAAAUACUCACAUGUCCAUCACACAAUUGGUUUGGUAUAUUUCCUCGGGUAUAUCUCUUUUAAUGCACACUUGUCUUUAUUGUGGAGUAGGUGAACUUCUCGUGAUUCAAGCAAGUAUAAUAAUUUUUGUAAUAAUAAAAACGAUAAAGUGCAAAUUAUCUAAUUCCAUAAUUUUUGGAAUACCUUUAUAAUUUUGACUAUACGUGUUACAAUUAUUUAAAAAUUGUUAUAUAAUUUUUACAAAUUUAAUAAAAAUUUUAAAAAAACAUUUAGUAAAAUAGUCCUUUGUUUACUUGCAUUAAAUAUAUUCAUUUAUAAUAAUUUUAACGUUACAAUUUUUGCUCGUUUAGUUUGGUCACUUUAAUUUAUACAUUUAAUAAAUUUUAUUGAUGUUUAUGCUGUGUUGUAUAUUUGCGCAUUCGUGCUUAAAUAUAAACUUAAUGCUUAAUAGUAAACUAUUUUCAACUUGUUUCUAUU
This is a messenger RNA of Solenopsis invicta (red fire ant), 1874 nucleotides long. RefSeq lists its product as uncharacterized. The record is from RefSeq and is a predicted model, not a curated record. The transcript is spliced from 2 exons. Lineage: Eukaryota; Metazoa; Arthropoda; Insecta; Hymenoptera; Formicidae. Gene Ontology annotation, cellular component: plasma membrane. Gene Ontology annotation, molecular function: olfactory receptor activity; odorant binding. Gene Ontology annotation, biological process: detection of chemical stimulus involved in sensory perception of smell; sensory perception of smell. The coding region runs from base 94 to 837 and encodes 247 amino acids.